UUAGAAUUUAAGAAUUGAGAUGACGACUCCUACACUGUGUUCAAAUGGGAAUCAAAGAUCCAAUGCCAGAAAAACUUUAAAUAGCGGGAAAUUUCCUAGAACCCAUUUAGUAUUUAAAACUUUACUUUUAACUACGCUCUUGGUGAUGCACAUGUGUCAACAUGUCAAUAGUCAAGUACUGUUUUCUAGAAAUUGGUCUGGAGGCGGAGGCAAAAGAGCAUAUGUAGCGGAUAGGGAUACUUUUGAUUACAAUAAAGUGGCUGCUCAGCUAAAUAUGCCGGACUUGUUAAGCGACGAUAUAAAUGGGUGCAUUGCCGAUUCUAAUUCAAGAAUUAAGACCGAGAUCUCCUUACUAAUAGAAAAAGAAAAAGAAAGAUUGAAGGAAUGCCAAAAUGUGAUGACUAACAGGAUACAGGAUAUUUUACAAAAGACAGGAAAAUGACAUCAAAUAAAUUUUUCGUUACCAAAUUUCUUCUUUCAUCUUUUAAUCUCUUCACCUUCAAUCAUUUAAAAAUAAAAUUUUCACCUCCUUUUCAUUUCGAUAUUUCAAAAUCAUAUAAAUUUAUA
Gordionus sp. m RMFG-2023 is the source of this 567-nucleotide messenger RNA. RefSeq lists its product as uncharacterized. The record is from RefSeq and is a predicted model, not a curated record. The transcript is spliced from 2 exons. The coding region runs from base 20 to 442 and encodes 140 amino acids. NCBI's taxonomy places the organism in Eukaryota, Metazoa, Nematomorpha, Gordioida, Chordodea, Parachordodidae.